This is a messenger RNA of Lathyrus sativus (Indian pea), 3081 nucleotides long. NCBI's taxonomy places the organism in Eukaryota, Viridiplantae, Streptophyta, Magnoliopsida, Fabales, Fabaceae. The record is from the annotation of a GenBank genome assembly.
AUGAGGAUUAUGAUUAAGGGAGGUGUUUGGAAAAACACCGAGGAUGAAAUUCUGAAAGCUGCUGUUAUGAAAUAUGGUAAAAAUCAGUGGGCUCGUAUUUCUUCAUUGCUUGUUCGUAAAUCUGCCAAACAGUGUAAAGCUCGUUGGUAUGAGUGGUUAGAUCCUUCCAUUAAGAAGACUGAAUGGACUAGAGAAGAGGAUGAGAAGUUACUUCAUCUUGCUAAGCUUAUGCCUACUCAGUGGAGAACUAUUGCUCCCAUUGUUGGUCGUACUCCUUCGCAAUGUCUUGAACGAUAUGAGAAGCUUCUUGAUGCAGCUUGUGUUAAGGAUGAUAAUUAUGAACCUGGGGAUGAUCCUAGGAAAUUGCGUCCAGGGGAGAUUGAUCCGAAUCCUGAGUCGAAGCCUGCACGACCUGAUCCUGUUGAUAUGGAUGAGGAUGAGAAGGAGAUGCUUUCCGAAGCACGUGCUCGGUUGGCUAACACGAAAGGUAAGAAAGCGAAAAGGAAAGCCAGGGAGAAACAGCUUGAGGAAGCGAGGAGGCUUGCUUCUUUGCAGAAGAAAAGAGAAUUGAAGGCUGCUGGAAUUGAUAUCAGGCAGAGGAGAAGGAAAAGGAGAGGAAUUGACUAUAAUGCAGAGAUUCCCUUUGAGAAGAGGCCUCCUCCGGGUUACUUUGAUGUUGCUGAUGAGGAUAGGCCGGUGGAGCAGCCUGCAUUCCCUACUACUAUUGAAGAACUUGAGGGGAAAAGAAGGGUUGAUGUUGAGGCGCAGCUGAGAAAACAAGAUGUUGCUAGGAAUAAAAUUGCAGAGAGGCAAGAUGCCCCAGCUGCUAUUCUUCACGCCAACAAGCUGAAUGACCCAGAAACAGUAAGAAAGAGGUCAAAACUGAUGCUUCCGCCACCCCAGAUUUCUGACCAAGAGUUGGAUGAAAUUGCCAAGUUGGGUUAUGCUAGUGACCUUAUGAGUAGCGAAGAACUCACCGAAGGCAGCAGUGCUACGCGUGCUCUUCUCUCUAAUUAUCCACAGACACCCAACCAGGCAAUGACUCCUUUAAGAACUCCUCAGAGAACACCAGCUAGUAAAAGAGAUGCUAUCAUGAUGGAAGCUGAAAAUUUGGCCAGGCUCAGGGAGUCUCAGACACCAUUGUUGGGAGGAGAGAACCCAGAGUUGCAUCCUUCUGAUUUUUCUGGGGUCACUCCUAAGAAAAAGGAAAUUCACACUCCAAACCCACUGCUGACUCCCUCUGCAACCCCUGGAAGUGCAGGCCUUACUCCGAGAAGUGGUAUGACACCGGCAAGGGAUGGUUAUUCUUUUGGCAUGACUCCGAAGGGAACUCCUCUAAGGGACGAGCUACAUAUCAAUGAAGGUAUGGAGAUGCAUGACAGUGCUAAACUCGAGCUACGGAAACAAGCUGAUAUGAAAAGAAGUUUGCGCUCUGGUUUAAGCGGCCUUCCACAGCCCAAAAACGAGUACCAGAUAGUGAUGCAACCAGUUCAAGAAGAUGCUGAAGAGCCCGAGGAGAAGAUUGAAGAGGAUAUGUCCGAUAGAAUGGCUAGAGAGAAGGCGGAAGAAGAGGCACGGCAGCAGGCAUUACUUAGAAAACGAUCAAAAGUCCUUCAAAGGGAACUUCCCAGGCCUCCUCCAGCAUCUCUGGAGCUUAUUAGAGACUCUUUGAUAAGAGCUGACGGGGACAAGAGUUCAUUUGUUCCACCAACCCCGAUUGAGCAAGCCGAUGAGAUGAUAAGAAAGGAGCUUCUAACUUUACUGGAGCAUGACAAUGCCAAGUAUCCUCUUGAGGAGAUAGCAAAUAAGGAGAGAAAGAAAGGAGCCAAACGAGCAGCAAAUGGGCCUGCUAUCCCUGUCAUAGAAGAUUUUCAGGAGGAUGAGAUCAAAGCUGCUGGUAUGUUGAUAAAAGAUGAAGCCCAGUAUCUCCGUGUGGCAAUGGGGCAUGAAAAUGAUUCCCUUGAUGAAUUUGUUGAAGCGCAUACCACUUGCAUUAAUGAUUUAAUGUACUUUUCCACUCGUAAUGCCUAUGGUCUAUCAAGUGUUGCGGGAAAUACGGAGAAGCUAGCAGCUUUGCAGAAUGAAUUUGAGAAUGUGAGAAGUAAGUUGGAUGAUGGUAAGGAGAAAAUGAUUCGACUUGAGAAGAAGGUUACAGUACUCACGCAAGGGUAUGAGAUGAGAUCAAAAAAAAGUCUUUGGCCGCAAAUUGAGGCCACUUUCAAGCAGAUGGACGUCGCUGCAACAGAAUUCGAGUGCUUUCAGGCUUUAAAAAAGCAGGAGCACUUAGCAGCAUCACAUAGGAUAAAUAAUCUUUGGUCUGAAGUUCAGAAGCAAAAGGAACUUGAGAGAACUUUACAGAAGAGAUAUGGAGAUCUUAUGGCAGAGCUGGAAAGGACACAAAAUGUAAUGGAGCAAUUCAGGGUGCAAGCACAGCAGAAGGAAGAAAUUGAAGCAAAGAAUCAAGCAAUAGAAGAGGUACAAGCACAGCAGAAAGAAGAAAUUGAAGCAAAGAAUCAAGCAAUAGAAGAGGUACAAGCACAGCAGAAAGAAGAAAUUGAAGCAAAGAAUCAAGCAAUAGAAGAGGUACAAGCACCACAGCAAGAAGAAACCGAAGAAAAGGAUCAUGUACCUGAGAGUACUGAAGCCACAGCUGAUGAAAUUAAUGUUGAGGGUACAGAAAAUUGUGAAGCGGCACCCUCGUCAGCUGACCAGCAAAUAGCUACCGUCCAAGAUCAGGCUAUUUCUAGCUCCAAAAUUGAUAUGGAUGUGGAUUCUCGUGAAGCACAAAUGACACACAGCUUCGGUGUUACAUCACCUGAUGCACUUGCAGAAGAUGAGAGUGCAAAAGUUGUAGAAAGCAAAAACAUUGGAAGUGAUAUUGAUAACAGAGAGACAACAGUUGUUGAUAUGAGUGCUGCAGUUGAAAUAAAAAGUAAUGAGGGAAAUGGGGAAGGUCAAAAUGUUGAGAACCCUGACGAGGUUAUGGAAGCUGCAAACCAACCUGAUAGUAGCAUAAAAGAAACUACCCUGCUUGAGGGCAUGCAAGUUGCUGAUGAUGCUAAAGGAGAUGAGGCAAAUUAG